Messenger RNA from Drosophila takahashii, 496 nucleotides. RefSeq lists its product as uncharacterized. The record is from RefSeq and is a predicted model, not a curated record. Lineage: Eukaryota; Metazoa; Arthropoda; Insecta; Diptera; Drosophilidae.
UGUCUGGCAGCCCUGUUCAAUCAGCUGUUCCGUUUUGUUUACAAUUUUUGCCUCGCUACUUUACAUAACAAAUUCGGGGAAUUUCAACAAAUAAACACGAAAUGGCGCUGUUCGAGAUGAAGUGGCUGCGUCGCUGGGUGCGCAGGAACACAAGCCCCAUACCGGAGCACCGGGCGGAGCUGUGGAAGCGGCGCCUGAGCAUCGGCUACGCCGUUUUGGCCUGGCAGGCAUUUGGCCUCGUCUGCUACAUGGUCUACACUGGGCGAAACGAUUGGGCCAAGUUCUACGGCUACAAGACGGAGGAGGAGGCCGCCUUGUCGCCGGCACAGCAGUUCGCCAAGCACCUGAAGGUCGAGGGCACCGGCAAAAUCAUCCGCUUCUCGGGAUUCCACAAGGUCGAGGAGGUGCCCUUCGAUGCCAGCGAGGUGCAGCGGGUCAAGGAGUAGCUGGAUAUUCCUCCUCGCAACUAGAAUUGGAGUAAUUUACCUUUCUUUUU